CGGCAGUGUUUCCUUGGCACACGGAAAUGAAUCUUGGAGAUUUUGUGUGACUGAACGGCGCCUGUUGUGCUUCCUUAUCUGUUAUUUCGUUUACGGAUCGUCGGAGUCAGUCUUCAGACCGAAGAGAAGCUCAUCCCCGGGCUUUAGUUGCGGUGAACCGCCGUGAACCGUUAGCCGUUAGCUGUUAGCCGUUAUUUGUUGUGGUCAUGGCGGCAGGAAGCGGCGCAGCUCCAACACACGUCGGUGAUGUUGAAGAAGAUGCUUCACAGUUGCUGUUUCCUAAAGAGUUUGAGAAUGCAGAGACUUUGUUGAACUCGGAGGUUCACAUGUUGUUGGAGCACAGGAAGCAGCAGAACGAGAGCGCCGAGGAUGAGCAGGAACUGUCUGAGGUCUUUAUGAAGACCCUGAACUACACGGCUCGCUUCAGCCGGUUCAAGAACCGUGAGACCAUCACGGCCGUACGCAGCCUCCUUCUGCAGAAGAAGCUCCAUAAGUUCGAGUUAGCCAGUUUAGCUAACCUGUGUCCUGAAGCUGCUGAGGAGGCCAAAGCCCUGAUCCCAAGUCUGGAGGGUCGGUUUGAAGACGAAGAGCUGCAGCAGAUCCUCGACGACAUCCAGACCAAGAGGAGCUUCCAGUACUGAGACCCAGACCUCCAUCAGACCCGGAUCCUCCCUCACAGGGCGGUAGAAUUCUGUUUGUCUGAACUGAAUGGAUUGGUCCUGGCCACAGAGACUGACCAUGUGACCUGAUGGCAUCAUGGCCAAUCGUAUUGAGUCUUUUUGUUUAUAAUAAACUGUGAUUUUUUUUUUUUUUUU
Cheilinus undulatus (humphead wrasse) is the source of this 815-nucleotide messenger RNA. It is a transcript of the gene polr2d, whose product is annotated as RNA polymerase II subunit D. Lineage: Eukaryota; Metazoa; Chordata; Actinopteri; Labriformes; Labridae. The record is from RefSeq and is a predicted model, not a curated record. The transcript has 4 exons. Gene Ontology annotation, cellular component: P-body; RNA polymerase II, core complex. Gene Ontology annotation, molecular function: nucleotide binding; translation initiation factor binding. Bases 207 to 641 code for a protein of 144 amino acids. Gene Ontology annotation, biological process: mRNA export from nucleus in response to heat stress; positive regulation of translational initiation; transcription initiation at RNA polymerase II promoter.